Molecule: messenger RNA, 885 nt
Organism: Cicer arietinum (chickpea)
Lineage: Eukaryota; Viridiplantae; Streptophyta; Magnoliopsida; Fabales; Fabaceae
Product: small polypeptide DEVIL 1-like
Biological process (GO): negative regulation of cell population proliferation
Source: RefSeq, a predicted model, not a curated record
AAGACAUUUGUUAAAGAUAUCAAUAAAUAUUUCUAUAUAUCAUUAAAAAAUGUAUUAAGUGCACUUGUGCAAUGACAUGUAUUGGGCCAUGACAUGUCGUCCACCACAAAUUUUCUUCCUUCAAAUUAAACAACCUCUUUCACUAUAUAUAUAUAUAUGGUUAAUUAGUCUUUUGUUGAGUAUUCAAAACCACAAAUACAACUUAAUUUCCUAUUUCUAAGUAUAGAGUGAAUUAAUGACUACUAGUGCAUUUUCAUCAUUGAGGGGUUCAAAUUCAAAGGUUAGAUCAUUGGGGAAGUAUAGUUCGAAGCAAGUUCGACAACAGAGGGCAAGGAUUUACAUAAUAUGGAGAUGCACUGUUUUACUAUUGUGUUGGAACGAUUAAGUGUGUGUUUGGUUAUGCGUUAGAGUUAUGGUUCUGCGCGAUUUCAAAGAAGCUACAAAACUUACUAUAUCUUUGAAAAUAAAGAAAGAGAUGUGUGUUUGCCUAACUUUUGAAUUUGGAGCUUCACAAAUUCACGCCAAAUCUUGCCUUGAGAUGCAAGAUACGCAUAGUUGCGGUGAAACCAAACACAAUAUAAGCUUUUACUUGGAUGCGGAAAAUUUGACAUGAUUUUGAGUAAAGUUGUGCAACCAAAGAAACACUAAGUGUGAGUAGUGUUGAAGAAUUUUAGACUUUUAUUGUUUCUAAUUGUACCCUCUGCCAAAGGAACUAUUUUUUUUUUGUUACUGGGUAGGGUAGGUAAAGGAAAUAAUUAAGGAGCUAGAUGAAGCAGGAGUUUCUACUUAAACUGUAAAUUACAAUAAUCUAGCACUCUUAGCAUGUAUAUAUAGAUAUAAUAAUAGCAAUAAUUCAAGUGAAACUUCUUCAACAACUUUGACUUA